Oncorhynchus mykiss (rainbow trout) is the source of this 3127-nucleotide messenger RNA. The record is from RefSeq and is a predicted model, not a curated record. NCBI's taxonomy places the organism in Eukaryota, Metazoa, Chordata, Actinopteri, Salmoniformes, Salmonidae.
CCAUAAUUGAUGCUAGCUGUGGGCAGGCAGAUGCUGGAGGCAGGAGGAAGAAGGGAGGGAAGGAGGGAGAGCAGCUGGAUGUGUUUAUGGAGGAGAAAGAGGAAGGCAAGAUGGUGGAGCAGGGUAACCAGGAGGCCCCUCCCCCUCCAGACUCCAGGACUCAGCCGUACCCCUCCGCCCAAUUCGCCCCCCCUCAGAACGGCCUGCCCGCUGAGUUCACCGCCUCACACCCUCACCCUGCGCCCCCCGACUACACAGGACAGCCCUCCGUCAGCGAACACCCCCUCAACAUGUACCCCACUUCACAGAACCACAGUGAACAGAGUGGACAGGACACCAGCAUACAGACCGUCUCAGCCACAGCCACACAGACAGAGGAGGAGUCUCAGACAGACAGUCAGCAGCAGAGCCAGUCGUCUGACAGUUGUAACAGUAAGACUCAACCCAAGCGUCUCCAUGUCUCCAACAUACCCUUCAGAUUCAGGGACCCAGACCUCAGGCAAAUGUUUGGCCAAUUUGGUCAAAUCUUAGACGUUGAAAUCAUUUUUAACGAGCGGGGCUCUAAGGGUUUUGGGUUCGUAACUUUCGAGCAUAGUGCGGACGCUGACAGGGCGCGAGACAAAUUACACGGCACGGUCGUAGAAGGCCGUAAAAUAGAGGUCAACAAUGCAACGGCACGGGUAAUGACCAAUAAGAAGACAGUCAAUCCUUAUGCAAAUGGGUGGAAGUUGAACCCAGUAGUCGGUGCAGUCUACAGUCCAGAGUUCUAUGCAGUACCGGGCUUCCCCUACUCAGCAGCCAGUGCUGCGGUGGCGGCCUACAGAGGGGCCCAUCUAAGAGGUCGAGGGCGUACGGUCUACAACACAUUCAGAGCAGCCGCACCCCCACCUCACAUCCCCACAUACGGAGGUGUUGUUUACCAGGAUGGAUUUUAUGGUGCAGAUAUUUAUGGGGGCUAUGCUGCCUACAGGUAUACUCAGCCUGCUGCCGCCACAGCUGCUGCAUACGGUGACAGUUACGGACCAGUAUAUGCUGCGGACCCCUACAACCACCCACUUGCUCCAGCAGCCACAUACAGCAUUGGUGCCAUGAAUCCGUUUGCCCCGUUGGCUGAUGCCAAGACGAGGAGUCAUGCAGACGACGUGGGGCUGGUGUUGUCCUCCCUGCAGGCUAGUAUAUACAGGGGAGGUUACAGCCGCUUCGCCCCAUACUAACCCACCAACCAACCUCCCCACAACCAAACAACAACCAAUUACUACCCUACCAACCAACCAACCUCCCUAAAACCAUACAACAACCAAUUACUACCCUACCAACCAACCAACCUCCCCACAACCAAACAACUUCAAAUCCUUUCUGACAGGGAUACAACCGAGCAACCAACCUACCGACCAACCAACAAACAAACCACACAACCAACAAACCAGUAUGUGAGUGAGACAGACAGAGAGAGAGAGUGAGAGACAGAGAGAGAGAGAGACAGAGAGAGAGAGAGAGUGAGAGACAGAGAGAGAGAGAGACAGAGAGAGAGACAGAGAAAUAACUUUGAGGCCUGGGUAUUGCAAUAUAUGCUGUCGAGCAUGAUUUUAGCAGCUCCUAAGAGAGAGGGAAGUCAGUCAACUAAAAAUAAGGAUAUUUAUACCUCAGAUGUUGUGUGCUGUUCAUUUUGAUACGGUGGGUUUUUAAUUUGUAAAGGUUAGUAGAUUGUCCGUGUUGGUAGAGCUACAGAAGAGCUACUAGAUUUAAAACCUUACCAUUGUAAAACAACACAUUUUCAACUGUUAGGGCUUCGUGAAAAGACAAACCAAUCCUGUAAAAUACAUCGUAGAAUGAAUGUGAUCCCGUUUCGUAAGAGUGUUUACAUGAUUCUAGGGUUCGGAUUCCUUUGACAUUCCUCUCUGUUAGCAUCUACGUUGUUUCCUAGCUACUGGGGUUAGGAUUAGGAACGGGGUUAAAGUUAAGGACUGGGCAAGUGUUAGGGUUAGGAUCAGGUUAGGAUUAGGGUUAAGGUUGGGGUUAGGUUAGGAUUUGGGUUAAGGUUGGGGUUAGGUUAGUAUUAGGGUUAAGGUUGGGGUUAGGUUAGGAUUAGGGUUAAGGUUGGGGUUAGGUUAGGUUAGGAUUGGGGUUAAAGUUAAGGACUGGGCAAGUGUUAGGAUUAGGUUAGGAUUAUGGUUAAGGUUGGGGUUAGGUUAGGAUUAGGGUGAAGGUUGGGAUUAGGUUGGGGUUAGGUUAGGUUAGGAUUAGGGUUAAAGUUAAGGACUGGGCAAGUGUUAUGUUUAGGAUUAGGGUUAAGGUUGGGGUUAGGUUAGGGCUGAAGUUUAGGGUUAGGAUUAAGGUUAGGGUUGGGGAGGUGGGGGUAAAAUGGGGCAUUAGAAAGGCACCGAAAGGUUGCAAGAUCGAGUCCCACUGCAGACAAGGUAAAAAUCUGUCGUUCUGCCCCUGAACAAGGCAGUUAACCCACUGCUCCUAGGCCGUCAUUGUAAAUAAGAAUUUGUUCUUAACUGACUUGCCUAGUUAAAUAAAGUUAAAAUAGAUAUUAGACCAGGUGAUGGGAAAGACAGAGAUGGAGGGGAGGUGGGGGUAAAAUGGGCCACAACACAGUGCUGUGUAAUUAUUAGACCAGGUGAUGGGAAAGAGAGAGAUGGAGGGGAGGUGGGGGUAAAAUGGGGUACUAUAAACCCACAACACAGUGCUGUGUCAUUAUUAGACCAGGUGAUGGGAUAGAGAGAUGGAGGGGAGGUGGGGGUAAAAUGGGGUACUAUAAACCCACAACACAGUGCUGUGUAAUUAUUAGACCAGGUGAUGGGAUAGAGAGAUGGAGGGGAGGUGGGGGUAAAAUGGGGUACUAUAAACCCACAACACAGUGCUGUGUCAUUAUUAGACCAGGUGAUGGGAUAGAGAGAGAUGGAGGGGAGGUGGGGGUAAAAUGGGGUACUAUAAACCCACAACACAGUGCUGUGUCAUUAUUAGACCAGGUGAUGGGAUAGAGAGAUGGAGGGGAGGUGGGGGUAAAAUGGGGUACUAUAAACCCACAACACAGUGCUGUGUAAUUAUUAGACCAGGUGAUGGGAAAGAGAGAGAUGGAGGGGAGUAGUUGUGUGUGAAUGAUGCGUAGUCGGCAGCAUGC